AUGCAAAGAGGUAAUAACAAUUUCGGAGGAGGAACUCCAAACUAAACAUAGUACUCAUAGCAAUAAUAAUUUGGCUAGAUGGGUUUUUCAUCUAAUUAACCUCCACUUACCUAAUAGUAAUAGCAGUAGAACCUUGUAAAGCUGAAGUACAGAGUGAUAUAUUGCAGUGGAGAAGAUCCUGAGUACCCAGUAACUGAAUUACUUGAUCCCACUCCUAACUCGAGAGGAUGGUAAUCUCAAAAAUUUUGUGACUAUCCAUAAGAAGUCAUAGUUCAAUUCCCAAAUGUUGUUAGACUAAAGCAACUGUAAUUUUUAUCACAUCAAGCUAAGAUUGCAUCAAGAAUUGAGCUAUUCACUUACCUGCCUAGUGGUCAAUAAGCUUUCAAUAAUCAAAUCCCCUUAUCUGAAAUUUAAUACAAGCGUCUUGGUUAUUUAUCCCUAGAUCCCAAUGAAAGAAGUGGGUUUUAAGCUAGAGAAUUGAAAUCAGUAUAUGUUGAUUCAUUAGCAGUAAUUUUGAAGUUGAUCUUUCAUAAAUGCCAUCUCAAUAACUUCAAUGUCUUCAACUAAAUAGGAUUAGUAGCAUUGAAUUGUAUAGGCUUAAAUUAGGCUUAAUAAAUCCCAUCUGAUAUUGGCAUGGGUGAUGAUGGAACACCUAAUUCUUAAUAGUCUAAGAGAUAAUUUAAUGACUUUGAAAAUGUAGAUCCAGAAAUUACAAGCAAAAUAAAGAUUCUUGAAUAGGCUAAAGACAAAGCAGUGUAAAAUGAAAAUUUUGACGAGGCAAAAAAAAUUAAAGAAGGAAUUGAAAGGCUAAGAAGUGUUGGUAUUCAUAUAAUGUAAUUGGAUGAAAGAAAAAGAAUGGCUACAAUGAAUGAGGAUUAUGAUGCUGCAAAGAUUAUAAAAAUUGAAAUUGAAAAGCUUAAAGAGGCUUCUUAUAAUCCUUGGCUAGAGGGGAUAAUUCAAGGCAUUACUCAACCACAUUAGCAAAUGAGAUAUACCUAGAAUUAGUUUUAAUAACCACAGGCUUAAUAAUUCAAUGCAUCUCAGUAGAAUUUUGGAGGAUUUAAUAAAGGUCCACCUUAGAUGGCAACUUCACUUGAAGAUGACAUGUAAACAAAAAUAAAUAUUGGAGGGCAGCCACCUAAGAUGAGAAUGUAAUCACCAAAGAUUGAAGGAGCAAUGAGUCCUCCGUCUAUUUAAAAUUAAUUACCAAUAAAUAAUAUCGGAAGAGGUAAGGAAAGGAAGGUUUCAGAUUACGAGUAGGAAUUGGAACAAGCUAGAGGACCAAUUGAUGUUGAUGCUUAAGUCAUUCCAACCAUGAAUGGUAAUAAGGGUAAAAAUAAUGCUCCCUAGGAAUAUGAAGAUGGCUAUGAAGAUAGUAAAGAAGUAGAAGACCUUACUGGAGAUAGAAUAAUGCAAGCAUAACCAUUAAUGGCAGUUUUUGGACCAGAUGAUGUCAAAAAAAUAUUUUCCAAAACAUGGUAACUGAGAGAAGAGGGAAUUACUAGCAUUGAAAAUAUGGUAAUCAAUGAGGGAGGCUUGAAUGAGGGCAAAGCUUUCGUGAAUGGAGUUGGAGCAGUAAGAUAUACUGUAAAUGAUAAGAUGGCCUAGGUCGCAUAGAAAUCUAUGACCUUCUUAACUAACCUUUGCAGAAAUCUUAAGCCUAUUCUUAAUCCAGGACUUAAGGGUGAAUUGCAAUCUUACACAGAACCUAUUAUUUCUUCACUAGUAGAAAAACUUGGAGACAAUCUGAUGAAGGUCAGAAGUAGUGCUGAGGAUGCCAUUCUUGCUAUGACUGAGCACCAAGCAUUUGGUAGUUAGGUUGUUUUAUAGAUUCUUACUAGGCCUCCAGGUUCAGGCGCAGCCAAAGACAACAAGAAGAAUAUGAUGUCAAAUAAGCAUAUCAUCGGAAAAUAUUCAGUUCUUUUAAGAAUGCUUUAGGCAGUUGAGUUCAACCCAGAAUAGCUGAGAACUAGUGUAUAGUUCUCGCUUAAGGGUAUUUAGCAUAAUCUAUAGGACAUUAGAAAUGUAGCUUAUAAGUGCAUGACAGAAAUUUAUCGCUCUAUGGGACCUGAAAUUAGAAAGCAUUUGGAAGGACUAAGACCAGCUUAGUUAGAGUAGUUAGAAGCAGCAUUUUCUGAAGUAGAUGGAAUGCCUGGAGGUGGUGGUUUAAAGUUGAAGAAUGAUGGACCAAAGGAAACGAUAUCUACGAAUAUAGAUCCAUAUGGUGUCAAAGGUGGACCAGUUGCAAAAAACAAAAAGCCUCCUCAAGGUAAGCCUCAGAGUAAAUAUGAUGAUGAUGAAGAGGACAUUGGCGGUGGAGGUGGUGGUUUCGGCGGAGGCGGAGGUGCUGGACCUACUUCAGGGAACAAGGGCGGCAAGCCAACCAUAAACUAAAACUAAAAGUAAUAAUAAUAGAAGCCGUAGAAAAAUUAAUAGCAGACUACUCCUGAGGAAUAGACUUGUGGUUUCUGUGGCAGAUUUGACUAGGAGUUCAAUGAUGAAUCUCUUGAUAUUCAUUACUGGAAAGAGUGCCCAAUGCUUGUUUAAUGCUGGGACUGCGGACAGGUCAUUGAGAUAUCAACUCUGAAUGAACAUCUAUUAGAGGAAUGCGAGAGAGCAGAGGAUUAUAAACUAUGCUCGAAGUGCAAAGGUGUGUGGCGAGUUGAUGAAUUCAAUGGUCAUGAGUGUCUCAGACCAAGACCUAAUGGAGCAGUUAAAUGCCAACUUUGUAAGGAAAAUGUGCAUCCCAUUGAUGAUGAAGGUUGGAAGAAGCAUGUCUUAUAAGAUAAGUGUGUAGGUAAUCAGAGACUUCCAAUGUGA
Molecule: messenger RNA, 2820 nt
Organism: Stylonychia lemnae
Lineage: Eukaryota; Ciliophora; Spirotrichea; Sporadotrichida; Oxytrichidae
Source: the annotation of a GenBank genome assembly